UCACCAUUACUCUUCCGACUUGCGCUCCUUGUCCCUGAUCUUUGUUCAAAAAUUGUAUUUAAUGAGCGUCGUGUAGCUCUGCACUCUUACUGCUUUGCUAGAACUUUUUCGCGUUACAGAAGCUGAAAAAAAUCCAGUCAACAACCCGGGAAAACGAGAAAUCACCUUCCCGACAAGCAGCGAGGCAACAGAACAACACAAACAAGCUGCAAUCAUGGCAGACGCCCAAGUACGAGCAAAAGUUCACCAGAAGCUUGUCGAGUCUGGAGAAUAUGAGAGGAUAUCGACCCAUUUGCGCCAGAAACUGGUCGAGUCCGGUUGGUAUGAUCAAGUUAAUCAGCUCGCGUCAGAGAAACUGCGUGCUCAAGACAACCCCAACUUCAACAAACUCGUCGACGAUAUCGAGCCUAAAGCUCUAGACAGCGUCCCAGACGAGAUCAAAAUCGACGCGCUCAACAUGAUCAAGAAGUUCUUAGACGGCAUUGUUGAGAAAUAGUCUUUUGACCACUUUUCAUUCACUCAUUCACUCCAUCUCUCUUUCGCUAUCUCAUGUGCAUGCACAGUGCAUAUUAUCCCUGUCGCAGCAGGGAAGGCACUCGUGACGCGAUCGCUUGCAACCGUACGCGGCCCCACCUCUCUUGUUCGUCUUCACUUUUGCCUGCUCUUUAAUGAUAUUCCCAAAGUGCAUUUCUUUUUGUUUUAUAUCAUGAUCCGCCGUUUUGCUUUUACUUUACCUUGUGUUUUUCACUAUAGUUUGUAGGUUUGGAAACGGGAGUUUACUUUUUUCUUUACAGUUUUUUGCAUGAAUUUUCCGUUUGUAUUAGGUUAUAUAGUCUGGUAAUCUUGAUAGCAAUUCAUCUCACA
This is a messenger RNA of Myxozyma melibiosi, 864 nucleotides long. RefSeq names its product transcription factor e(y)2-domain-containing protein. The record is from RefSeq and is a predicted model, not a curated record. Gene Ontology annotation, molecular function: transcription coactivator activity; chromatin binding. NCBI's taxonomy places the organism in Eukaryota, Fungi, Ascomycota, Lipomycetes, Lipomycetales, Lipomycetaceae. The transcript is spliced from 3 exons. The coding region runs from base 215 to 496 and encodes 93 amino acids. Gene Ontology annotation, biological process: positive regulation of DNA-templated transcription; regulation of transcription by RNA polymerase II; poly(A)+ mRNA export from nucleus. Gene Ontology annotation, cellular component: nuclear pore; SAGA complex; DUBm complex.